GCUGCCGGUUCGCUGGAUUCCCGCACAAAGGCUGGAUGCGCAGGAGCCCCGGGCGCCGUUCGCAGGAAUUUCGCUGCGUUCCUCCCGUCUGGUCGCUUUAUCCUCCGGCUUCGGGUUCCUGCCGCGCUAAACCACAAAUGGACCGGGGUCUUCUGCUGUGAGGGAGGAAGGGAAAGCGAGAGAAAAACGGGAGGCACGCCGCGAGGGGAGAAGACAGCGUUUGGGCACCGCGCGAAGAAGAGGCGAAGAGGCAGCGAUGGGCACAGUGCUCUCCAUAUCGCCGACAUUGAGGAAGGGGGGCGCUGUCGAUGUCAAGACGGAGGGGCUCCAUCCAUCCGCUAAUGGCAAGGUGGAUAAAAGCCUUAAGAGGCAGCCAGUGCUGAUACCAGCGCUCACAUGGAAGAGACUGGUUGUUGCUUCGGCCAAGAAGAAGAGCGCCAAGAAGGUGAACCCGAGCAGCUCGGUGCCGCCGGCCGGCGACCCGGUCGAGCAGCUCAACAAUGAAAACCUUAAGAAGUCGCAGCAGUCUGUUUCAGAUCGGAAGGGGCACCGCGAUCCGAAGCUGGGGCCGCUCGCCGUUCCGGUACCGACGGUUCCUGACCACAGUGCGGCGCCCAGUCAGACCCAGAAUCAGAAUGGGAAACAGCUGGGGUCGGUGCAGAAAAAGCCUAGUUCCCAGUCCGUCACCUCCCCGAGGCGCGUGGUCGUGCAGGCGUCCACCGGCGAGCUGCUGCGGUGUCUCAGCAAGUUCAUAUGUCGCAGGUGCUUCAAACUCAAAGAGCUGAGCCCCAACGAGAUCAUCCUGUGGUUCCGCAACGUGGACCGCUCCCUUCUGGUCCAGGGCUGGCAGGACCAGGGCUUCAUCACCCCUGCCAACCUGGUGUUCGUGUACCUGCUGUGCAGGGAAGCGGUGACAGACGACAUCGACAGCGAGUACGAACUCCAGGCCACCUUCCUGACCUGCCUCUACCUGGCGUACUCCUACAUGGGCAACGAGAUCUCGUACCCCCUGAAGCCCUUCCUGGUGGAGAGCAACAAGGAGUCCUUCUGGGAGCGCUCCCUGCGGGUCAUCGACAACAUGAGUGCCAAGAUGCUGCAGAUAAAUUCGGAUCCUCAUUUCUUCACCGAGGUGUUCCAGGACCUCAAAAACGAAGGGGAGACGAGGGAAACGAGCAUCAAAAGUGUGAACAGCCCGGAGCGCUAAACGAAAUAAGCAGAGCAGUGUCGAGACGAGAAACGUAGAAAUUAGAAUGCAUUUCUUCUUGCACCUGUUCUGGGAGGUGGCCGAACGCACGGGCUGCGCGGAUGGAGGUGGAUCAACAUCACGCACUAGAGCCAUUGAAUCAAUCCGAAUUUUGAGUAACCCUUUUCAUAAAAUAUUCUUUUUUUAUGUUUUGACAGUGUGAAAUACCCCGUGCUACUGUGAAUCAUAGUACACUGGGGGACAGGGGCAGAGGCGGAUCGGUGAAUGCAUGCCUAAAGUGUUCUGAUUUGUACCUUCAUUGUGGCUGUCAAAAAUGACCGUGUGGAGCAAGGUGACAGUGGAGACAUGGAAAUGUUAGCUAGUACGACAAUGCUGUAACAGUGUAUUUCCAUAUUUAUUUCAAAAUGCAACGAGGGCGGAAGCGGAGGAGCAGCAGCAGCACUAUUAUGAUGUUGUGGGGCUAGGAGCUGUCCAGGGUUCUGACCACCGGCGCACAUAUUGCACUGUAUGAUGUCUAACCUCAUAAUAGCUGAACUAUGAAUGUGUAUUUUUUCCGAUGGCGACGAAAUGUCACUGUAUUAUUCUACGUGCCAAUUGUUAUAGUACAGAACGUGUUGUUUUAUAUGGUACAUUUGAAAAUUAUGUAUAUAUAUAUAUAUAUAUAUCCAUAUGUAUAUAUAUUAAUAGCAGUGCUAUCUUCCUUUCCUGCGAUGGCAUAUGAAUUUAUUUUUUGACAUCUGCAGGCUCCUAUGAAGAGGCAGGAACCGAAGUCAACAAGCGUUUACGAAAUGUUUAUGAAAGUAAAUGCUGCAGUCGUUUUGCUGUCAUAGUCCACUAGUAGCCCGGCUAACCUGGCCACUCUUCUCAUAUGAUGCUAGUUAUGUCUUUUUCUUAAUCAGGUUGUGUUUAUUCGAUCUGUGCUGGUAUGUUUCAGAAGGACGCAACAGCGAGUGAUUCUCUGUGCAACAAUCGACAGAUAGGUCGGGCUUCUCGGUGCGAAUAAUUAUUUGUAAAAUAUAUACGUAUGUAUGUGAGAGGAAGAGAGGGCCUCUGUGUGUGUGUGUGUGUGUGUGUGUGUGUGUGUGUGUGCGCGCGCGCGCGUGCGUGUGGGCAGGUGGGUGGAUAUGAUUAUGAGGCGCACUAACAAAUCGAAACAUGUCCAAAUGUAUUACUGGAACUUAAGUAUCCGUGUUCUCUUGUGAAUUCCAUGUAACAAACACAGGAUUAUGUCACACAGCAAGUGCUCAAAAUUACAGAAGUUCACUGGUCUGAAGCUAUUAUUUUAAUUAAAUCGCCGUAAUUCCUGCCUGUUUCUUUUCAUUUCCAAUGAG
This is a messenger RNA of Scleropages formosus (Asian bonytongue), 2535 nucleotides long. RefSeq names its product cyclin dependent kinase 5, regulatory subunit 2b (p39) (gene cdk5r2b). Gene Ontology annotation, molecular function: cyclin-dependent protein serine/threonine kinase activator activity; protein kinase binding. Bases 257 to 1204 code for a protein of 315 amino acids. The transcript has a single exon. Gene Ontology annotation, cellular component: cytoplasm; growth cone; protein kinase 5 complex. Gene Ontology annotation, biological process: brain development; axon guidance. Lineage: Eukaryota; Metazoa; Chordata; Actinopteri; Osteoglossiformes; Osteoglossidae. The record is from RefSeq and is a predicted model, not a curated record.